This is a messenger RNA of Erigeron canadensis, 904 nucleotides long. RefSeq names its product cysteine-rich repeat secretory protein 38-like. The record is from RefSeq and is a predicted model, not a curated record. The transcript has a single exon. NCBI's taxonomy places the organism in Eukaryota, Viridiplantae, Streptophyta, Magnoliopsida, Asterales, Asteraceae. Bases 47 to 904 code for a protein of 285 amino acids.
UAUAGUCCCAAUCAGUUUCUCCUCAAUCGUCUACCACGGCAAAAGAAUGCUCACAAUAACCGUAAAACUACUAAUUUGGUCUUCUUUCAUUUCCAUAUAUUUAGUCAACAAAACCACCUUAGCUCAACCGGCCGACUUCAUCGCCUAUGCCUGUGAAAACGCGUCUAACUAUACCCGAAACAGCACAUACGAAAGAAAUCUUGACAGCGCCCUCUCCGCGCUCCCAAGCACCAACUCUGGUUUUGGUUUCUUCAACUUUUCAGCUGGCCAAGGAAACGAUAUAGUAAAUUCGGUCGCCCUAUGUCGAGGCGAUGUCAAUUCAACUGAGUGUCGAAGUUGCCUCAAUGACUCGAUGAUUAAGAUACGAAGUAGUUGUCCUAACAAAAAGGAAGCAACAGGAUACUACGACUCCUGCCUUUUGUAUUACUCCAACCAAACUAUAUUGCAACAAACUGGAUUCAAAUUUGGGCGGAUUUUGUUUAAUACUCAAAAUACUAGUGAUGUAAAUCAGUUUAAUAGUGUUCUUAGACCAUUACUAGCUGACUUGAGAACGAAGGCUGCGGCUGGUGGUCCACAAAGAAAAUUUGCCACUGCAAAUAAUGCGACAGGACCCGGUUUUUCGACUAUAUAUGGGCUUGUUCAGUGUAUUCCAAACUUGUCGGAAUCGGAAUGCAAUGAUUGCUUAGAGGAUUCAAUCAAAGAGAUACCGAAUUAUAUGAAUGGGAAAGUUGGAGGUAGAUUUCUUUUACCUAGGUGUAAUUAUAGGUAUGAGAUAUAUAGAUUUUUUAAUGAGUCGGCUGGUAUAAUCAGCCCAUCACCACCACCACCACCGGUUUUACAGCCAUCUCCGCCGGUUCAAUUACCGUCGUCACCACCAGGUACAACUGUAUAUAUGUUCUUGUAG